CAAUCUGACGUGUGACGUCAAUGAAUAUUGAGAGGGGUCACUUUUUGAACCUGAAUUGUAAAAAGUUUUGUGUGCUCUGGUUUCAAAGAUGAUAAAACUAUGUUCAUCAGAUACGAUAUUUACUAAUUGUUCGCUUUAAAUGUUUAAAUGACUUAAUGAAACAGUAGCCAUUAUAUCUAAUAUUAUUCAAACGUAUGCAGUGUUAUUAUAGGGAUUAUAUACUUUAAAAUACUAAUUAAAUAUGGAAGAUCGAAAGAUUUCAGUUGUACUUCUAAGUGUGGAUGGUAGCGAUGUUUCUCUUUUCGCGAUAAAAAAAUAUUCAGAAGAAUUAAUGGAAUCAAAUCAUCAUGUCGUUGCUGUUUUAGUCGGCGAAAGGACAGAUGUUGCAUUCAGUGCUAUUGGGCCAUUGGACAAAUCUUUAGUGAAGGCACUUAUAGAGGCAGAGGAACAGAAAAUUAGCGAGAAGAUUAGUCGUGUAAAGGCGUGUAUGGAUGAAUGUAAGAUAAAAGGAGAAAUUAUCAGAGCAUUUGGAGAACCGGGCCCAGCAAUUCUGGACAAAGCAAAGGAACUUAAAGCUAGCUUUAUUGUCACUGGAUCACGUGGGUUGGGAAAGCUGCGGAAAACAUUAUUGGGUAGCGUCAGCAGUUACCUGUUACACCAUGCGCACAUCCCUAUUGUUGUUUGCAAGAUGCCAAGUUGAAAAAUAUUAUUUGCAGUCUUGGCAUACAACUUACAGCUUUCGUUCGAGAAUUGACCUGUUGCUGCUAUUUUAUAUUGUUAGCAUUCGGAUUCCAAAUUAUCGAGAUUGUGAUACUGAAAAUGAUCAGAGUCGGUGUAAACUUUUUGAUCUUAUUAGUAAACUUGUUCAAAAGGCUUUCUAUUUUUCAAACACUGUAAUAAAAUUUUGAAAUGCUGUAAUUAUCA
Messenger RNA from Mytilus trossulus (common blue mussel), 924 nucleotides. RefSeq names its product universal stress protein YxiE-like. The transcript is spliced from 4 exons. The coding region runs from base 242 to 700 and encodes 152 amino acids. The record is from RefSeq and is a predicted model, not a curated record. NCBI's taxonomy places the organism in Eukaryota, Metazoa, Mollusca, Bivalvia, Mytilida, Mytilidae.